AUGGAAUCCGUUUGUCCAGUAUGUACAGUCUAUGGUGUAUCCCUAUUCGAUGUCUUGUUCUCAAAUUCUAUUGGACACGCACACUCAAACUUACGCGUGACCUGCCCUGCAGCCUUUGCGAAAGCUGAACAAAACUUUGGAAAGUUUAGAACAAAAAUGUCCUUUUCGAGAGCUGCUUUUAAGAGGUUCAAUGAACACGUAGUAAAUGUUAAAUUCAAGCUAGCGACUUAUUAUUGGCUCUUGUUUUUAGCUGCCGAGGCUGCUCUGCUGCCGUCCUCUCCUUCCGGUAAUGUAUUUGUGUCUCCAGUUCGGGGGACUUUAUCAGCGGACGGUCUUAACGAUUGCUCAAGUGCAAAGAGGGAGCGGAGUGGCAUGACCCUGGAGAGGAAGCAGCAGAAACUCCUGGAGAGAGAGAUCAACUCCCUGGUGCAGCAGAGGGGGGAGCAGGACCGACGCCUUCAGGUCCUGGAGGAGGAGCUGAAGAAGGUGGAGGCCAGGCUGCUCACUGCAGUCCGGGAGAAGACCGGCCUCAACGCCAGCGUGAUCACACUGGAGAGGCAACGGGCAGAGCUGACGAAAGUCAAGUUUUUGAAAGCCAAGGUUUCUGCUGACACCACAAAAAAGAGGAUCAAUUCUCUCACAAUGGAGCUGAUGGAAGCUAGGAACAACCUGGAUGCUAAAAACCAGGAGUUAAGUCUCCUUCAGAUCAACACUGAAAGCCAGCUAAAGGCGUUAGAGUCGGAUCUGGAGACUGCCAGGGCCACUGCUUCUGCUCUGAGUGACAAGAACAAAGAACUGGAGGAUCUGCAUCAUGUGGCCAAAGCUCAAGGCGAGGAUCUGGAGAAUGAAAACGCUCGGUUAAAUGUUGUAAUGCAAGAGCUGAGAGAGGACAUCCGAGUGCUUCAGGGAUACCUGGAUGAGGCGAAUGACCAGAUUCAGGAUCUCCGUUUAAAGAUCAAAGAGAUGACGCAGGAGAGCGCUGUGGCUGAUGCUCGCAUACAGGAACUAAAGUGA
Nothobranchius furzeri (turquoise killifish) is the source of this 1014-nucleotide messenger RNA. The record is from RefSeq and is a predicted model, not a curated record. Lineage: Eukaryota; Metazoa; Chordata; Actinopteri; Cyprinodontiformes; Nothobranchiidae.